AUGCCUUCUGAGACAGCAGUUUGUGAAGGGACAUUCGUACAGUGCUAUAACAAAGGUUGCGGAAAAAAGUUCGAUCCAGAAGCAAACGAUACGGAAUCUUGUCUUUACCAUCCUGGACCUCCGUAUUUCCAUGACGCUUAUAAAAUCUGGAACUGUUGCAAUAAGAAAAGUACCGAUUUUGGAACAUGGCUCAAUUAUCCUGGUUGUACUCGCGGAAAACACAAUGGUGAGAAGCCUGUGGAUAUCGUCAAAGUUGCUGCAGUUAAAGAAAUACGGCCUGAGAAGGAAGAGGAUGUAAUUGUAUGGAAAGGAUUGAACAAACCAGCUGAACGAAAAGACGAACGAGAUAGAGAAGAAGUUCCUCUGUCUAUCGAGGUCACCGCCGGUGCUCAAGCAUCUCUACAACGUUACCGUGAACAACAAACAAAGUUGCAAACAGAUAAUACACUUCGUAUUGGAGCGCCUUGCAGGAAUAACUCGUGCGAUAAGUCUUAUUCUGGACCCGAGUCUGAUGACACUCCGUGCGUUCAUCACCCUGGUCGGGCUGUUUUUCAUGAAGGAAUGAAAUAUUGGUCGUGUUGCGAAAAGAAAACUUCGAAUUUCAAUGCUUUUUUGUCCCAGGCAGGAUGCGAGAAGGGCAAACAUCAAUGGAGUACGAAUGAAAGGGUGGAAAAUGUACGAGACGACUGGUUUUCGAGUAAUGGUAUGAUUACGAUCAAUGUCUACUGCAAAGGCGCUGUACCUGGUGACAUACGCGUGACUAGUGAUGGUCAAAUGUUACGUGCACAUAUUAUUCAUGGUUUUGGCCAGAAGGAAACGGAUCUCAUUUAUGAUCUGUGGGGAGAAAUAGUAUGCAGUGAAAGUCGUGUAAUUGUUGGAGAGAGAAAGGUUGAAAUUGUAUUAAAGCAGAAAGAUCUCGCAGGAUGGCCACGUUUGCGCUAUGAUCCAGCCUUAGAUAGGAAAGAGGAGAAUGUGGAGGAUGUAUCGAUGGAAUAA
This is a messenger RNA of Angiostrongylus costaricensis, 996 nucleotides long. The record is from the annotation of a GenBank genome assembly. NCBI's taxonomy places the organism in Eukaryota, Metazoa, Nematoda, Chromadorea, Rhabditida, Metastrongylidae.